Lizanozyma spartinae is the source of this 1578-nucleotide messenger RNA. It is a transcript of the gene NEM1, whose product is annotated as Nem1-Spo7 phosphatase catalytic subunit. Gene Ontology annotation, molecular function: protein serine/threonine phosphatase activity. The transcript is spliced from 2 exons. Lineage: Eukaryota; Fungi; Ascomycota; Pichiomycetes; Serinales; Debaryomycetaceae. Bases 1 to 1578 code for a protein of 525 amino acids. The record is from RefSeq and is a predicted model, not a curated record.
AUGUCCAUUUGCAUCAUGAAUUCCAUCAAGCUUCUAGUGUCGUCGUUUGAAAGCUUGUAUCCCGCAGACAACAGUGUGUCCUUUGAAGAUGCUGAAGGUGAGAAAACCCGACUAGACCCAACAUUGGAGCCCGAGGCAAUACCAAAAGUUAAAGAAGACGCAGAGGAGGGGAAUGAGGACGAGGAAGAAGAAGAAGAAGAAGAGGAAGAAGAAGAAGAAGAAAUAGAAAUAGAAGAUGAAGAAGAACUUGAAGAUGAGGAACUUGAAGAUGACGACGAAGAAGAUGAAGAAGUACUGGCUAAUGGUCAACAGAACAGGUAUAACACCAGCCCAUCCAAAAGACUCAGACGACGUUCAAGAAAGUCAAACAAUAAUACAACUAGUACUACCACCAAUAAUAAUAAUAAUAGUAAUAAUAGUAAACAAUUCCAUGAAGUUGAUCUUUUAGAGGAAGAAAUCGUCAAGCUAGAUGACAUUGAAUCAUCACCAGUGACUCAAGCAUUACCUAAAGAUGAUUAUGAACAUGAACACUUGAAAGAAGAAAAGCAGCCUAGAUUCAUUAAUAAAGUAGCAUAUGUCAUCUUAUUUAUUCCCAAUUAUGCUAUUCUUAAACCAUUACUUUUCAUGUGGUAUCUUGUGACUUACCCUUUUGCAUAUUUCCUUAAUAUCAGUAAUUAUGAUGAUGAUGAUAAUCUUUCUCAUCCUCCGGUUGAUCACCAUAAAAUUGAACUGACAGUUGAAGAUAAAACCGAAUUGCUUAAACACGAAAACUUGUUGUCAAAUAACUUCAAGUCCCCCACAGAAUCAUCAAAAUACAUAAUCCCCCCUCCACAACGAUUGUAUCCACUUUCAAGACGUCCGGAUAGACCUCGGAAACGCAAGACGUUGAUUUUGGACUUGGAUGAAACGCUUAUCCAUUCGCUUUCAAGAGGGUCUCCCAGGUCUUAUUCCAAUUCUGCAUCUUCCCAAUUGAUAGAAAUCAGUUUACAUAACAUAUCCACCUUGUACUAUGUUCUCAAACGUCCAUAUUGUGAUCACUUUUUACUGGAGGUAUCGAGGUGGUAUGACUUACAAGUUUUCACUGCCAGUGUCAAGGAAUAUGCUGAUCCGAUCAUUGAUUGGUUGGAAAGUGAAGUCCUUGCCCAAGCAGAUAAAGCAGCAGCAAAAUCAGCAACGAGUUCAGCAGUUUCUCAAUAUAAACUUCUGUCUACAAGAGCAUUAGGCACUGAAAUAUUGGGACGAGAUUCAGUAGGGAACAGGUUCCCAAGACGAAACUUGUUUAGCAGAAGGUAUUACAGAAACGACUGUACCUUCCGACCAGGCGUAGGGUACAUCAAGGACUUAUCCAAGUUUUUCCCCAAGGAUGAUGAGCUUAAACAUGUAGUUAUCUUGGAUAACAGUCCAGUGAGCUAUGCUUUACAUGAAGAUAAUGCCGUGAUGAUCGAAGGCUGGAUUAACGACCAAGAUGAUCGUGAUCUCUUGAAUCUUUUGCCCAUGUUGCACAGUUUGAGUGUCUGUAUUGAUGUACGGUUUAUCUUGGGACUUAGAUCUGGAGAGAAGGUUUUUGAAAAGUAUUAG